This is a messenger RNA of Candidozyma haemuli, 1185 nucleotides long. RefSeq names its product serine/threonine protein kinase (gene DUN1). Gene Ontology annotation, biological process: mitotic DNA damage checkpoint signaling; protein phosphorylation. Gene Ontology annotation, cellular component: nucleus. Bases 1 to 1185 code for a protein of 394 amino acids. NCBI's taxonomy places the organism in Eukaryota, Fungi, Ascomycota, Pichiomycetes, Serinales, Metschnikowiaceae. The transcript is spliced from 3 exons. The record is from RefSeq and is a predicted model, not a curated record. Gene Ontology annotation, molecular function: protein binding; ATP binding; protein serine/threonine kinase activity.
AUGGUUCCUAGGAAGCCAGCAGGAGUUGUUGUUGGGCGCAGUAGUGCUUGUGAUAUUCGUCUUGGAGGAGCAGACGUGUCGUCAAAGCAUUGCCAGUUCUCGUUAUCGAGUAACAACAAGAAAGAGUACCUUCUACUUACAGAUAUGAGCUCGAACGGGACGGCUGUGAACAAUGAAGUGUUGGGGAAGGGUUCUACUGCUCUCCUUCGCAGUGGCGAUAAGAUUACUUUUGCUAAGAGCGGGUCUUAUAUCUUCAGGUACGUGAGUGAUGAACAGGAGAACCUGAUCCAGAAAUCGUUCUUUGACGAUUACAUUCUUUUGAACCAGCUAGGAAGUGGCCACUAUGCUGUGGUGAAGGAGGCGAGAGAUAGAACCACGGGGACAUUUAAGACAUCUGGUCUGGGAAGCUCCGAAGAGGAUGCCAAACUUAAGCAAGAAAUGGCUCUUCUUCUUUCUAUUAACCAUCCAAAUAUCGUGAGGUUUAUUUCACAUUACGUGGAGCCCAUCAAUGCCUUUUCCUCGACAACAUACUUGGUUCUUGAAAAGGUCAAUAACGGUGAGCUCUUCCAGCGCAUCGUAGACAAGCAGAAGCUUCGACAAAGCGAGACACGAGCUAUUUUCAAGCAGCUCCUUCAAGGCUUGCACUACCUCCACGAGCGUAAUAUCAUUCAUAGAGAUAUUAAGCCAGAAAAUAUCCUUCUAGACAUUACUCCGAAGACUUCGGAUAGACAAGACCCCACGGGGCCAUGGGACGAUAACGAGUACGACGUACGCGUCAAGAUUGCAGAUUUUGGGUUGGCCAAGUUCAUUGGAGAGCUCAAGUUUACGAAUACGCUCUGUGGUACACCAGCGUACGUUGCACCUGAAGUCUUGAACAAUAAUAGAAACUACUCUACGAAAGUCGAUAUUUGGCUGGCGGGUGUUUUACUAUAUGUUUGUCUCUGUGGCUUCCCGCCAUUUAGUGACGAGCUAGGCCCUCCCAACAUGAGAGAGCAAAUUAUAGAAGGAAAGUAUGCUUUCUAUUCGCCUUUCUGGGAUGACAUUAACGACAGCGCUCUUGAUUUGAUCAGCAGCCUUCUUGUGGUUGAUCCAUCAGAGCGGUUCGAUAUUUUACAGACAUGUAAUCAUUAUUGGUUCCAAGAAGAAGACGAAGUUUGUGCCCAAAAGACCUCCUGUUCGGAAUAA